This is a messenger RNA of Poecile atricapillus (Black-capped chickadee), 2234 nucleotides long. RefSeq names its product mitogen-activated protein kinase kinase 4 (gene MAP2K4). The record is from RefSeq and is a predicted model, not a curated record. Bases 133 to 1398 code for a protein of 421 amino acids. NCBI's taxonomy places the organism in Eukaryota, Metazoa, Chordata, Aves, Passeriformes, Paridae. Gene Ontology annotation, biological process: MAPK cascade; protein phosphorylation. Gene Ontology annotation, molecular function: ATP binding; JUN kinase kinase activity. The transcript is spliced from 12 exons.
CAGGCGCGGGGCCCCGGCGGGGAGGGGUUUCGCGGCCCCAGCCGGGGGCGGACGGGCGGCGGGGCCGUGUGUCCUGCCCUGCCGGGGAGGGCCCUGCGCAGCGCCGCCGCCGCUGCUCCCGCUCCGCGCACAAUGGCGACUCCCAGCCCCAGCGGCGGCUCCGGGGGGAGCGGGAGCGGGCCCGGGCCGGGCGCCGCCAGCAGCAGCAGCAUGCAGGGUAAACGCAAAGCGCUGAAGUUAAAUUUUGCAAAUCCACCUUUCAAGUCCACAGCAAGAUUUACUCUAAAUACUUCUGGAGUUCCUUUCCAAAAUCCACACAUUGACACACAAGCAACCCUGGGUAGUAAUCACAUUGUCCCGUUCAGUUUCAAAAGGAGAGAAGCGGACCUCAUCCAGAAACUUUCCAGCAGGCUACAAGAGAGACUGAGAACACACAGCAUUGAAUCAUCAGGAAAAUUGAAGAUUUCCCCUGAGCAACAUUGGGAUUUUACAGCAGAGGACUUGAAAGACCUUGGAGAAAUUGGACGAGGCGCUUAUGGUUCUGUCAACAAAAUGGUCCACAAACCAAGUGGGCAAAUUAUGGCAGUUAAAAGAAUUCGGUCGACAGUGGAUGAAAAGGAACAGAAGCAGCUUCUGAUGGACCUUGAUGUAGUGAUGCGAAGCAGUGACUGCCCGUAUAUUGUUCAGUUUUAUGGCGCGCUCUUCAGAGAGGGUGACUGUUGGAUCUGUAUGGAGCUCAUGUCUACCUCGUUUGAUAAGUUUUACAAAUAUGUAUAUAGUGUAUUAGAUGAUGUUAUUCCAGAAGAAAUCUUAGGCAAAAUCACUUUAGCUACUGUGAAAGCACUAAACCACUUAAAAGAAAACUUGAAAAUCAUUCACAGAGACAUCAAACCUUCCAAUAUUCUUCUGGACAGAAAUGGAAAUAUUAAACUCUGUGACUUUGGCAUUAGCGGACAGCUCGUGGACUCCAUUGCCAAAACGCGGGACGCAGGGUGCCGGCCGUACAUGGCGCCGGAGAGGAUAGAUCCCAGCGCGUCCAGGCAAGGCUACGACGUGCGCUCGGACGUCUGGAGCUUGGGGAUUACAUUGUACGAGCUGGCCACGGGGCGAUUCCCCUACCCCAAGUGGAACAGUGUGUUUGACCAGUUGACACAAGUAGUGAAAGGAGACCCACCACAGCUGAGUAACUCAGAGGAAAGGGAGUUUUCCCCAAGUUUCAUCAACUUCGUCAACUUGUGCCUUACAAAGGACGAGUCCAAAAGGCCAAAGUACAAAGAGCUUCUGAAACAUCCCUUCAUCCUGAUGUAUGAGGAACGCACAGUGGAUGUUGCAUGCUAUGUUUGUAAAAUCCUGGAUCAAAUGCCAGCAACUCCCAGCUCUCCAAUGUACGUGGAUUGAUACUGCUGCUACAUCAAACUCUAGAAAAAGGGCUGAGAGAAAACAAGCUGUAAAGAAUUUUCAUCACAUAUUGCAGUGUUUUUAAUGCUCGCCCAGACACCAUGUGCAAUAAUAUUGGUGUUAUUUCCAUCCUGUCUGUAUACUGUUGUCACAUAUAAAGUGCAUCCCUGUAAUACCUGAUCACACAGUGUUAGUGUUGGUCACAGAGAGACCUCAUCUUGCUCUUUUGUGGACAUAUUCAUGAAAUGUGGAAAUAAGUACAUUUAUUUGUUGACUGUGAUUGGAUAGCACCUAAAAUUCAUUUCUAGACUCAAAACUCGGAGACUUCUCAGCAGCUACUGGAAAGAUUUUUCUCUCAAACUCUUCCGAUUGUUGUUUCAAGUAAUAAUAAAAAGCAAACAAACAAAAGUUAGGCGUUGUCUGUCUGAACAUUAAGAGACUUUGCCUGGAGGGAGAAGAACUUGCUUAACCAACGAGAUGCUUUGCCUUCUGGAGCUGGAAAGGCAAAGGAGAAUUUUAUUCUUCACAAAGUGCAAUAGAUUUACUGCUAUGAAAUUCUGUUGCUUUACAGUCGCAGUGUACUUUCUGGGGACAGUGUGUUCAGCUGAACUUCCUGUUAAAGAGAGAUCAUGUUAAAUAUAGUGAAUAUGUCUUUACCAAAAAUAUGUUGCGUUGAAAGAGGCUAACAUUAAACUAUUGAGAUGGGACAUAAUGUAUUCUUCCUCCUUUUACCAAGCCAGCCACUCUUCACUCUUAACUAGGUGUCCUGUAAAUUGUUACCUGGUAAGAUAAGACCUUUGACCUGAAGAAUUAUUAAACUACUUGAUUGAAUUUAA